Molecule: messenger RNA, 1722 nt
Organism: Gloeophyllum trabeum ATCC 11539
Lineage: Eukaryota; Fungi; Basidiomycota; Agaricomycetes; Gloeophyllales; Gloeophyllaceae
Exons: 6
Coding region: 1-1419 (472 amino acids)
Source: RefSeq, a predicted model, not a curated record
AUGCUGGAUCCCAUGUACGCUGGCAGUUCAAGACCUAUGAAGCGCGUGCGGGUGCUUGCGCCUCGGCAGACGGAAGCUACGACAUCGGAGACAGAGGCAUCGACGUCUGCAGGGACGGACCCGACUGCAACUACACUAGCACCGACGUCUCAAAUCACUGGACGGCAGGAUGCGCCCAACGAUGCUUCAACUACCUCUGCAGGGUCCGACACGGCUACCACGUCCCCAGGAGACGCCGGAACCAGCAGCGAUACCUCGAAUGACUCUGGCACGACUUCCCAAACAACCGAUUCGUCCCGCACAACGCACAACUCUUUGACGGAUUCGAAUAACCAAUCAUCGCCCACCGAGACGACGCCUACGUCGACUACCACAGACACCUCGACUUCUUCCUCUACGUCGACAACCACGUCCACGUCCACUACAACUUCGGCAUCGACUACCUCACAGUCGACAACUACCUCUACGAGCAGUAGCAGUACAACGUCGACUAGUACCACCUCUACCUCCGCUUCCACCUCAACAUCCACCACCUCGACCACUGAUGCCUCUACCUCAACGACGUCUUCAUCAUCAACAACAACCCCUCCACCGUCUUCCGGCAGUACUUCUUAUUUCACGUCGUCUACGGUCAUCACGAAGGAUGGGCAAGUGUCCACAUCGUACACCGUGAUCCCGACGAUCUGGAGCGGCCAAAGCACGCCCAUGAGCGCCUCCCAGCGCACCGCCAUCAUCGCCGGCAGCGCCGUUGCGGGCGUCUUCCUCCUCACCCUCCUCGGCGCGCUCCUCUUCUUCUACAAGCGCCACCAGUACAAGAAGCUCUUCUUCUUCCGGCGCCGGCCCGCGAAGCCGCGCUCGCAGCUGCUCGCGGGCGAGGACUUCGACGACGCGGAGACGCCGAUGCAGCAGUACCGCGAUGACCCGUUCGCGCCGCCCGGUCGCGGCAGCUUCGACUCGAGCGGGAGCCCGAGCCUCAUGCGCCCGCGCGCGGAGACGGGGAGCGUGUUCCACGAGGCGGUGUGGCCGCCGCCCUCGGGCUCGGGGCGCCUCGUCGACCCGCUCGUCGCCGGCUCGAGCCAGGUCGACCUCGGUGGCAUCGUCGAUAACGUGAUGGGACCCGGGCGGGGGCAGGGGCAGGGCAGCCAUAUACGUGGGGGCACGGAUGCGAGCGAGGUCAGCCUCGACUCGUAUUACCCGCCGUCCCGCCAUGGAAGGGAUCUCUCGACGAGCUCGCAGACUGGGUUGUUGGAGACGCAGGAGGGACUCAAUACACCACCGCAUCGGCCGAGCCCGCUCGCUGGAGACGGGGCGCAGGGAGAGGGCUCGACGCAUAAGCGCAAUUGGCUGGAGAGGUCGCCGAAGAAGGUCAAUUUUAGCGGGGAUCCAUCGAGUCCGCCUGGAUUGGGUGUUGCCAUGUAAAAACCGUGGUUCUCCGGCCCUCGACAUCUCCUGAGUUACUCUAUCUGCUCCGACAAGAUUUUAUCGGGCUCUGCAAUAACAUUCACUCAACAUCACGACAUAUACGACCGGACUUUCGUUCUUUGAUAGACUCCUCUGUUUUCUGUCGGCAUCACGGACCUUCACUCGCGGACCUGUCGUAUAUCUUAUAGUAUGUCUCUUCCCGUGCAUUCUGUCGUGUUAUCAUUGGCUGCUUCCUCCAUCGAGCAUAUCCUCAGCCUGCGUGUUAUAUUCUAGUUUAUCGCGCGCUCUGCUUCAACCCCC